UGUUUACAGUCGGAGCUCAUACUGGGACCAGCAUAUCGUUUGUGGGUUUACACAGGUUUGACGGACGUGAGGUGUGUUUUGAUGGGACUUCUAACCAAGAAAGUAUUUUGACAUGAUGACGGGACGAUGCAAUCAAUGUCAGCUCAGGUGAACACGUUAUCUCGGUCAGAUAACGAUCCUGUUAUCGCCAUAAAGAGACAGUGCUAUUAGGAUCUCAAAAGCAAGACUGAUAUUUUGGAGAACAAAGGGGUGCAUCACAUUGUUUUCGUUUUAGUGUAGUAUUCUCACGCUUUGUUGCAUCUGACGUGGAAGAUUUGAAAAUCACUGAUGGCGUCAAAAUCUAGGGUCUCCAUUCUGGAUUACUUCAAUAUAGUCUGUGAGGGGGAUAAUGGCAAGAUUGAAUCAAACUGCAAAGCUUGUGGCACACGGAUUCAGGCUAAACGGACAGUUACUUCUAACUUUGUUACACAUCUAAAGCGCAAGCACCAGGCCAUGUAUGAUGAGUUUGUGAGGAAGAAAGAUGUGAAAAGGGAGGCGAUGCAGAUGUGUGCUGGCCCUGCAGGUGGCCGAGUGAUCUCUCAAAAUGGUGCUGGGAUGAGCAAGUUUGACUACAGCGACCCUCGGCAAUCCCUCAUCUCGGAAGCCAUUGCCAAGAUGAUCAUCCGAGACCUGCAGCCAGCACAGAUUGUGGAAUAUGAGGGCUUCCGGGAGUUACUUCAGCUCCUGGAACCCCGAUAUAUUCCAGUACCAUGCCAUUAUAUACAACAGCAACUUCUGCCAGCCUAUGUUUCUCAAGUGCAGCUAGCUGCCAAGCAGGCUCUAAAAGGGGCAGAGUCCUGCAGUGUGACCCUUGACCUGUGGACAAGCAGCACUGUAGGUGCUGGGUAUCUUGGAGUGACUUGCCAUUUCAUAAAUGCAGACUGGCAUAUUAGAUCCGCUCUUCUGGCAUGUUUGCCUCUUGCAGACCACAGUAACUCCCAGCAAAUGCUCACAGAGUUUAAUGAGAUCUCAGAAUCCCAUGACAUCUCUGGAAAAGUGUUCAGAGUUGUUGCUGACACGUCGCCUUCUGAAGACAGAUCUGCCUUUCAUCUGCCUGGGUUCCAUCUCAUUGGGAACGGUGAGGAUGAGGAAGAAGAUAGUAGCGAUGAAGAGACUGGUGCAGGAGGAGUUAAGGAAGCCAUUAGUGGCAACGAGAACCACAAGUCUUUAGGUCAGUGUCUUGGUCGAAGUAGGAUAGACUGCUUUGCUCGAUUACUGGCUCAAUGUGUUAGGGAAGGAGUUUGCGCUUCCCCUCAGAUAUCAGUUCCUCUAAGCAAAGCAGCCUGUCUGUACAACUAUAUAAUUGCUACAGUGGCUCCUGAAAAACUUGUCCAAGUGUUUGGCUCUAGUAGUGCCCCUACAAAUGGACAGGGAUCUUCAGACAAGAACUGGAAUGCGCAGUUAAAAAUUAUGCGUCAGAUGAUGGAGUCUAUGGAUUUCCUCGAAGACAUUGUGGACAGAAAUGACAUAGUCCUCAGUAACUUAGAAAAAGCUGUGCUGAGGGAGCUAGUUGAGAUUUUGGAGCCUUUCGAAGAGGCUUCAGACAUGGUCCAGGGAGACAAGCAUGUCUCCAUCAGCUUAGCCCUGCCCUGUGUAUUAGGUCUGCGCAAGCAUCUGGCAGAGGUCAUAACUCACCAGUGCUCAGGGAUUGUGAUGGGGUUGUCUCAAGCUCUGGACCGCAGGCUUGCCGGCAUUCUUAAGGACCCUCUCUGUGUAACGGCGACUACCCUGGAUCCACAGUUCAAGCUCUCCUGGAGCAGUGACACUGACUGGCACAAGCAGAUGCUGCUGGAAGUGGUUGGAAAGCAUACUCAGCCUUUGAGUCCACUAGAACAUCACUCAGAGGCCCAGCCAUCUCCAUCCAAACGCUGCAAGCUUUUCUCAUUCAUUAAGCAGAGGCCAACCACUCAAGCCAAGACUGUGGAGCAGGAGCUGUCUGCAUAUCUUCACGAAGAACCAACAGAUGAGGAUCCAUUACAAUACUGGAAACGCAAGUCCAUAGAUUUCCCCUUGCUCUCACAAGUGGCCAAGAAAGUUUUUACUGUGCCAGCAACAACCACAGCAGUGGAUCAGAUAUUCAACCUGGUUAGCAAGACACUCAGUCCAGAGCAAUGUCGACUUCUGCCAAAAAACUUGGACACUCUAAUUUAUUUAAAAGCUAACUAUAGGAUACUUUGGUCCUAGCUGCAAAGAAAGCUUUACAGCGAUUAUCUUCUUUCUUUUUUACUAAUAUCAAACUAAACACCUCAAAUCCAAAUGGGGAUUGUGCCUGAUAUAUAUCUGUCAGUACAAAUAGAAUUAAAAAAUAUCAAAAUACGUAUUGUCAGCAAAUAAUUACUUUUUUUUUUAUAUGAUUAGUUAAUAGUUUGAUUCUAGAAUGGACUAGUCUGCACUUAUCUAACUAUUAUGGGUAACACUUUUUUAUAAUAACCUUUAUUAAUAAGUUAACAAACAUUAUGUAAUGAUACAGAUCACUAGUUCAUGUAAAUUAAAAUAUAUAUGAAAAUAUGAUAUAUUAAUAAACAUUAUAAAGUGUUACCCUAUUAAAGCUGAGGUAUGUAAUUUCUGCGCCACCAAACGGAAUUGCAAAAAUAAACAUUGUUUUCAAAACAGCUUCGUCUCUGUUGAUCAAACAAACAGAUAGUCCCACCCCCAGCUCACGCUAUUUGUCGAGUCAAUGGCUACGUUUACAUGCACCCUCAUAACGCGAUUACAAUUUGAUUAAGGCAAUACUGCCAUUAAACUGUUGCUCAUGUAAUCAGAAUAUUGCGAUUAUGCUAAUAAUCAGAGUAAUGAUAAUUGCAGAAAGAUAUGUGGAGUACUCCUAUUUUAAUCACUUUAUACUGGCAUGUAAACGCUUUAAUUUCAUUCUUUCCACUCUGACCAAAGUGCGCCUGUGCCAGUGCUGCAGACGGAUGACGUUACGCUCAAGCACAGGUUCAAAAACAUCACGAAACAAAAGAAGCUGCACUUCUUGGCUUAAUGCGAAACGGCAGUUUCCGGCACUGUUUUCGAGCAGUGGUGCUCCCCAACUGCAGAAUACCCACGGCAAAAGAAAACAAAUUUUCACGAGUUGUGAAUGUCGGUUUGCAGUCUAAUUUGAAUGUUGGUGGGAUAAAUAAGACUGUAUACUGCAAAAAAAAAAAAAAAAAUAAUAAUAAUAAUAAAUAAAUAAAUUGCAAGUAUGUCUUUCAAAUGAGUUUACACUCGCAGGCGGAACAGAACAACAUCCAGCGCGUGUAUUCCGAUUCAAACAAGUGACUCUUAUGAACCGAUUCUUUUUAGUGAAACAAAACAUACAGAGCAACCAGUGUAAUCUGACAAAAAAUUACUCUUAUGAACCGAUUCUUUUUAGUGAAUCAAAACAGACAGCGCAUCAAGCGUAGUCGAAAAUGACUCUUAUUAACCGGUUCUUUUAAUAAAUUGUUCAAAAAAAAACUCACAAACUGACUGUCUAAUUUUCCAUAUUUUUCCAUAUUUGCAACAAGAUUUUUUUUGUAAUAUUAUUUUGAUAAAAAAGCAUUAAAACAUCACAUUUCUCAGCGAAUAAUAAGAGGAUUGGCAAGUAGCAUGAAAACUGGAUUGAAGAGGUUUGCCCAAAUCAGGUAAACAUCGUAAUCGAAUUGUUACUUAUACUCUGAUUAUUGCAAUAAUCAGAGAAUUGGUGUACAUGUAAACGUAGCCAAUGUUAUUGUCUCUCUUAAUAUGGGUCACUCAAAACAAAUGGAGGUAUUUUCAUAGUGCAACAGAGAUACAGUACUAAUAGUUUUCAAGAAAAUUAACAUAUGAAUGUCUCUGCAUAUUAAGCUGGGAUAGCAGAAAGUAUUUUAACACCAAAAAAGUUACAUACUUCAGCUUUAACUGCCUUUGUUACAGAUUUAUGUACUCGUAAGACACAAAAUGUUAUGUUCUGUCAAUUAAUUUUUCACCCCAAUAUAAUGCUACUUAAACACAACAGAAUCAUAUGAGUGCAGUGCACAAUGCUGUAUAUCCCUUAUUAAUUGUUAAAUAUUUACAUAUGAACUCUCAUUCUCUAUCAGCAUGUUAUUUAACUCUGAAAAACAUGGAUUCUUGCAACUAAAUGCUUUCUCAAAACACGUUAGAAAAAGAAUAGCAAUUUUCAAAUAAACAUUAUUAAACAUUUGGUUAAAGGUAGCUUUGUAAACAUUGAAGAGAUAAAUUGGUCAGAUAGCUACAAUAUGUCUGACAAGCUAUUUGUGUGGAUUCUUUGUGUACAAAACCUGCCUGCUAGAAAGCUGCAGGCAGGUCCUGUAAUUGAAAAUAAUUACAUUUCAGGCCUGUGGGGAAUUGGAGAAGGCUAAUGGUGGACUGCAGUCUCUCCCAGCUUUCAGGGCUGAAUGGAGAGCAAUGAAGCCUGUUGGAUAUGUUGGUGUGAGACUUUUUGUUUUUGUAUGAAAAAGGUUGACAUUUCCAUUUCAGUAAAAAAAAAAAAAAAAGUGUUAGUUACCAAACCUUACAUUUUGUCCUAUGUUGUAAAUAUGAAAUGCUGGGUAAUGCAAUUUAUCCUAAAAGGGGCAGGCAAUGUUUGUAUAUUACAAUAAUUCCACCAAUCAGUAAUUAUUAGUGUGUAUGCAUUAAUAGUUAUAAAGUAGUGUGCACAUGUGCCAGGUUGUGCAUCUUAACAGCAGAGUUUAAAUGUGCCUGUAUUCUGAUCGUGGUGAAAAAAUAGCAAAAAGGACAUUCAAUCAAUAAACUCAAUCUCAAGCAGA
Myxocyprinus asiaticus (Chinese sucker) is the source of this 4769-nucleotide messenger RNA. RefSeq lists its product as uncharacterized. Bases 328 to 2223 code for a protein of 631 amino acids. The record is from RefSeq and is a predicted model, not a curated record. The transcript is spliced from 2 exons. Gene Ontology annotation, molecular function: protein dimerization activity. Lineage: Eukaryota; Metazoa; Chordata; Actinopteri; Cypriniformes; Catostomidae.